AUCGUCUUCAACAGGCCUUACUUCUCUCUCUCUCCGCACAGUGGAUCCCACUAUGGCUCUCCCAUACAAAGAUGCUCUUCAACGACUUGAAAAUCGACGUGUCAAGGCAACACGUCCAUUGAUCCCCCCACAAAUUCUUCAAGAAGAUCUACCCUUGACGUUCCUCGCAGCGCACACAGUCCUCGAGGGCCGUCAAGCUACAGAAAAAAUCAUUCGGGGCGACGACGACCGCUUGAUGGUUGUUGUUGGGCCCUGCUCCGUGCAUAACGUCGAUGCUGCUAUUGAGUACGCUAAGUUGCUCAAGCAAUAUGCGGACAGCGCAAAAGACGAUCUUCACAUUGUCAUGCGUGUCUACUUUGAAAAGCCGCGCACAACCCUGGGUUGGAAAGGCUUGAUUAAUGACCCUGACAUGAACGGAAGUUUCCAAAUAAAUAAAGGACUCCGUCUGGCUCGCACUCUCUUGUUAGACAUAGCCAAACUUGGCUUGCCUGCCGGUUGCGAGUUUCUAGAUACGAUCAGCCCUCAGUAUACCGCAGAUCUUGUUUCCUGGGGCGCAAUUGGCGCUCGCACAACCGAAUCACAGGUGCAUCGGGAACUUACCUCGGGACUUUCAAUGCCUACGGGUUUCAAGAACUCCACCGACGGUUCAGUGAACGUCGCAGUUGAUGCCUGCCGCGCAGCUCGGAGUGGCCACGUCUUCCUUAGUGUUGGCAAGGAAGGGUUGAGCAGUAUCGUAGAAACAGACGGAAACCCCGAUGUGCAUGUUAUACUCAGAGGAGGGUCAAAAGGACCCAACUACGCUGCUGAAUUCGUUCGCGAUUGCAGCCAGAAACUACGCAAGGCUGGCCUUCCCGAGAAAAUCAUGAUAGAUUGCAGUCACGGAAACAGUCAGAAGCAGCACCGGAAACAGCUGGAGGUCGUUGAAGACAUCGUUCAGCAACUCAGUUCGGGCGACACCUCUACCACUAUCAUGGGGGUUAUGCUCGAAUCUAAUCUUGUCGAGGGUCGACAGGAUAUACCCUCCAGUGGCCCGGCUGGGCUGAAAUACGGCCAGUCCGUAACCGAUGCAUGCGUUUCCUGGGAGAUGACUGCGCCCGCUCUCGAUCGCUUGAGGCAAGGGGUUCAAGCUCGCAGGGACCUUCGUGCGCGAUCCGUUAUGGAGCACAACCCACUGACGAACGGCGUGAAUGAACUGAAGCUCAACGGCGCAACCAACGGGGUGCAUGUCAAUGGCACGAGUAUCUAACAUUAUAUCUGCGGGUGAGGGUACAGAAGAUAUGUUCAAGUUCAAACUCUGUACGAUGUCCGAUGUGUGUGUAUCCAUAGCAACUAUGCGGUCGACUUAUUAUUAUGCCAUCUAUUUUGCCA
This is a messenger RNA of Pisolithus orientalis, 1368 nucleotides long. RefSeq lists its product as uncharacterized. Gene Ontology annotation, cellular component: cytoplasm. Bases 53 to 1246 code for a protein of 397 amino acids. The record is from RefSeq and is a predicted model, not a curated record. Gene Ontology annotation, biological process: aromatic amino acid biosynthetic process. The transcript has 7 exons. Lineage: Eukaryota; Fungi; Basidiomycota; Agaricomycetes; Boletales; Pisolithaceae. Gene Ontology annotation, molecular function: 3-deoxy-7-phosphoheptulonate synthase activity.